Molecule: messenger RNA, 2355 nt
Organism: Camarhynchus parvulus
Lineage: Eukaryota; Metazoa; Chordata; Aves; Passeriformes; Thraupidae
Gene: PGD
Product: phosphogluconate dehydrogenase
Exons: 13
Coding region: 569-2161 (530 amino acids)
Biological process (GO): pentose-phosphate shunt; pentose-phosphate shunt, oxidative branch
Cellular component (GO): cytosol
Molecular function (GO): NADP binding; phosphogluconate dehydrogenase (decarboxylating) activity
Source: RefSeq, a predicted model, not a curated record
AACUUGAUGGGCCAGAUUGCUGCGGGUCAUCUUGUUUAGGAAAUAACUUAUACAGAAUUUAAUAGAAACUAUGGUCUCAAGGUGUGUGUGUGUGUCCGAUACAUGGGCGCGAAGGUGGGGCAGCGGCUUUGUCCUCCUGGGAUCGCCUCGGUGCUGAUGGGAGGACAGGUUUGUCAAGUUUGGCCUGGCUGCACAAAGACAAACGGGUAGCGGUGAUAGCUGAGGGGCUGACUGCCGCCUGGGACAAUGUUCAGCGCCAGAAUCGAAGCCAGUUAAUAAUAAUUACUAAUGACAAACUGCGCAGUUCCCGGCGGAAUCAGGGGUGCGUAUCGCUGGGAACAGAGGCACAGCCGACGGCACGGGGUAGCUGCGCGGCUCCUCCGAGAGCGGGCGCGGCUCCCGGGGCUCCCGGAGCUCCUUGGGCCUCGCAGGCGGCGGGGAAGCGUCAGAGCCCGGCGGGGACCGGACAGCGCGGGGCCCGGCCCGCACCCGCGCCACUGCCGCUUUAAGGGGGCGUGGCCUCGAGGCAUCGGGCCAUGGGCGGGGGGCGGAGUCUCCCCAAGAGCCAAUGGGCGCGCUCGGCCCCGCCCCGCCCCGCCCGCGGCUGAGGAGAGGAAGCGGCGCGCACCGCAGGCCGAAUCCGCAGAGCCCCGAGAACCGGAGGGAACGGAGAGACCCGGGGGAACAGAGAGACCCGAACGCCGCUGCCAUGGCCGAAGCUGACAUUGCUUUGAUUGGACUGGCCGUGAUGGGUCAGAACCUGAUUUUGAACAUGAAUGACCACGGCUUCGUGGUCUGUGCUUUUAACAGGACAGUUUCCAAAGUGGAUGAUUUCCUGGCUAACGAGGCCAAGGGAACCAAAGUGAUUGGUGCUCACAGCCUGGAGGAGAUGGUCUCCACGCUGAAGAAGCCCCGUCGCAUUAUCUUGCUGGUGAAGGCUGGAAGUGCAGUGGAUGACUUCAUUAAUAAAUUGGUGCCAUUGUUGGAGACUGGAGACAUCAUAAUUGAUGGUGGGAAUUCUGAGUAUAGAGAUACCACGAGGCGUUGUAAGGAGCUACAGGCAAAGGGCAUCUUGUUUGUGGGAAGUGGAGUUAGUGGUGGGGAGGAGGGUGCCAGAUAUGGACCUUCUCUCAUGCCAGGAGGAGCCAAGGAAGCCUGGCCCCACAUCAAGACCAUAUUUCAAAGCAUUGCUGCUAAAGUGGGAUCUGGGGAACCUUGUUGUGACUGGGUGGGAGAGGAAGGAGCUGGACAUUUCGUGAAGAUGGUGCACAAUGGGAUUGAGUAUGGAGACAUGCAGCUGAUCUGUGAGGCCUAUCACCUGAUGAAGGAUGUGCUGGGCAUGGAGCACGAUGAGAUGGCAAAGGUAUUUCAGGAAUGGAAUAAGACAGAGUUGGACUCUUUCCUGAUUGAAAUCACAGCCAAUAUUCUCAAAUUCAAAGACAGUGAUGGCAAAUACCUCCUCCCAAAGAUCAGGGACAGUGCAGGGCAGAAAGGCACGGGGAAGUGGACAGCCAUUUCUGCUCUGGAAUACGGAGUCCCGGUCACACUCAUCGGUGAAGCUGUGUUUGCACGGUGCCUGUCUUCCCUCAAGGAGGAGAGAGUGCAGGCCAGUCAGCUGCUGGAAGGGCCCAAAAUGACUCCAUUCAGUGGGAACAAGAAGGCCUUCCUGGAGGACAUCCGCAAGGCCCUGUAUGCUUCCAAGAUUAUCUCAUAUGCUCAAGGCUUCAUGCUGCUGAGACAAGCAGCCAAAGAAUUUGGCUGGACACUGAAUUAUGGUGGUAUUGCACUGAUGUGGAGGGGAGGCUGCAUCAUCAGAAGUGUGUUCCUGGGAAAAAUCAAAGAUGCUUUUGAUCGAAACCCUGAGCUCCAGAAUUUGCUGUUGGAUGAUUUCUUUAAGAAAGCUGUAGAAAACUGUCAGGAGUCCUGGCGCCGUGUGAUCAGUACUGGUGUGCAGAUUGGAAUCCCUAUGCCCUGCUUCACUACAGCACUUUCUUUUUAUGAUGGAUACAGGCAUGAGAUAUUGCCAGCUAACCUGAUUCAGGCUCAGCGUGAUUACUUUGGUGCACAUACAUAUGAAUUAUUAUCAAAGCCGGGGGUAUUUAUCCAUACUAACUGGACAGGCCAUGGAGGAAAUGUGUCCUCUUCUGCUUACAAUGUCUAAUGGAAAUUCUUCCACUUGGAGCCGAGAUACUGUAGAUCUCCAACAUUUCUUCUAGAAUAUCACUUUUUACUGUACUCCACUAGAACUUGUGUUUGGACACUUUUGUAAUAACUUGGGGGUGUGUUUCAUACCUAUAUGUAUAUCUCUCUAUAUGUAUCAUAUAAGAAAACUAAAUAAAUUUAGUUAUAAAUGUA